Messenger RNA from Microtus ochrogaster (prairie vole), 5410 nucleotides. It is a transcript of the gene Rubcn, whose product is annotated as rubicon autophagy regulator. The record is from RefSeq and is a predicted model, not a curated record. Gene Ontology annotation, biological process: negative regulation of endocytosis; negative regulation of autophagosome maturation. Gene Ontology annotation, molecular function: phosphatidylinositol phosphate binding. Gene Ontology annotation, cellular component: late endosome; early endosome. NCBI's taxonomy places the organism in Eukaryota, Metazoa, Chordata, Mammalia, Rodentia, Cricetidae.
GAGCGGCCCACGCGGAACUGGCCCCUAGCGGCCCUUGCCGGCCGGGGGCUCCGCUCCAGAGCCGCAGCCUGUGGCGCCGUGCAGAGCCGCUGUCCUAGCGCCUGGACGUUCCGCACCAGUGGCAGCGGCUGGACCCGAGCGUCUCCGGAACCGAGCCUGAAACACCAGCCCGGUCUUGAGAGUUCUCCUGGUCCCUCCUGCUGCGAAAAGACUCGGCACGCCCCUCUGCACUGCAGUCUCGGGAGGCUGGACAGACCCCCCGGAGUUCCCUCGUCCGCUAGCAAAAGCUACGGAGAGAACAUUGGCAGUUGCUGGGUAAUUUGAAGACUACUGUGGAGGGUUUGGUGUCAGCCAACUGCCCCAAUGUCUGGUCCAAGUAUGGUGGCCUGGAGCGGCUUUGCAGGGACAUGCAGAACAUUCUUUAUCAUGGGCUCAUCCAUGACCAGGUGUUUAGCCGCCAGGCGGAUUACUGGCAGUUUGUGAAAGACAUUCGGUGGCUCAGUCCGCACUCAGCCCUUCAUGUUGAGAAGUUCAUCAGCUUGCAUGAGAAUGACCAGAGCAGCGCUGAUGUGAGCGAGCGUGCUAUUGCAGAGCUCUGGCUGCAGCAUAGCCUGCAGUGCCACUGCCUCUCAGCCCAGCUCCGGCCUCUGCUUGGGGACAGACAGUAUAUCAGGAAAUUCUACACAGAAACUGCUUUCCUGCUAAGUGAUGCCCACGUCACAGCCAUGCUCCAGUGCCUGGAAGCAGUGGAACAGAACAACCCCCGGCUCCUGGCUCAGAUUGAUGCAUCUAUGUUUGCCAGAAAGCACGAGAGCCCACUGCUGGUUACAAAGAGCCAGAGUCUGACGGCUCUGCCUGGUUCCACGUAUACCCCUCCAGCUAGCUGUGCUCAGCAAGCCUGCUUUGGGUCCUCCUCUAGCCUCCACCAACCCAUGGCCAACCACAGCUCAGAAAGAAGAUCCACUUCCUUUUCGCUUUCUGGCCCUCUCUGGAGACCUCAAGAAGACAGAGAGCUCUCACCAGCGGAGAGUCAAACCGCCCAAGCUCCGCUGCUUUCAGACUCAGCUCUAGCCCAGGGUUCCCCACUGACCCCACAUGAGAUGAGUUCCAGCACUCUGACCAGCCCCAUAGAGGCAUCCUGGGUCAGCAGCCAAAAUGACUCCCCGAGUGAUGCCAGUGAGGGGCCUGAGUACCUGGCCAUUGGCAACCCAGACCCCCGUAUCCGGACUGCCAGUUGUCAGAGUCACAGCAGCAAUGCUGAGAGCAGCAGCUCUCACUUGUUCUCCUCCAGCAGCUCUCAGAAGCCAGAUUCUGCUGCUUCUUCUUUAGGGGACCAAGAGGCAGGUAGACAGAGUCAGCCAGGCAGUGUCCUUCGCAGGUCCAGCUUCUCAGAGGGGCAGACAGUCCCUGUCACCAACGGGACAAAGAAGAGCCACAUUCGCUCCCAUUCGGAUACUAACAUUGCCUCCAAAGGAACCACAGGAGGCCCCAGGAAUAUCACCAUUAUAGUUGAAGAUCCCAUUGCAGAGAGUGGUCAGUACCUGUGCUCAGGAGAAGGCAUGUUUCGAAGACCAUCAGAAGGACAGUCCCUCAUCAGUUACCUCUCUGAGCAAGACUUUGGCAGCUGUGCAGACCUAGAAAAGGAGAAUGCCCACUUCAGCAUCUCGGAGUCCUUGAUUGCGGCCAUCGAGCUGAUGAAAUGCAACAUGAUGAGCCAGUGUCUAGAAGAGGAGGAGGUAGAGGAAGAGGAUAGUGACAGGGAGAUCCAGGAACUGAAGCAGAAGAUCCGCCUUCGGCGCCAGCAGAUCCGCACCAGAAACUUGCUCCCCGCGUACCAGGAGACUGAGCAUGGAAGCUUCCGGGUCACGUCCAGCAGCUCCCAGUUCAGUUCACAUGAUUCCACACAGUUCUCAGACUCUGGCUCUGCUGAUGAUGUUGACGAGUUUGAAAUCCAAGAUGGUAGUGAAGGCUCUAACCUGACUCACAUGUCAAAGAGUGGACUCUCAGUGUCAAUGGCCUCGAUGUUCUCAGAUGCUGACAUCAGGCGGAGUGCAGUCUCCAAUGGCAAAUCAUCCAUCUCCCAGAACUUCUCCCAUUGCUUCCUGCACUCCACAUCUGCUGAGGCAGUGGCCAUGGGGCUUCUGAAGCAGUUCGAGGGCAUGCAGCUUCCAGCUGCCUCCGAGCUGGAGUGGCUAGUUCCAGAGCACGAUGCCCCACAGAAGCUCCUGCCCAUUCCCGACUCACUGCCCAUCUCACCGGAUGACGGGCAGCAUGCGGACAUCUACAAGCUGCGUAUCCGUGUCCGUGGCAACCUGGAGUGGGCUCCACCUCGGCCUCAGAUCAUCUUUAAUGUUCAUCCAGCUCCAACGAGGAAGAUCGCUGUAGCCAAGCAGAAUUACCGCUGUGCAGGCUGUGGCAUCCGGACUGACCCCGAUUAUAUCAAGCGGCUGCGGUACUGUGAGUACCUGGGCAAGUACUUCUGUCAGUGCUGCCACGAGAACGCCCAGAUGGUCGUCCCCAGCCGGAUCCUGCGCAAAUGGGACUUCAGCAAAUACUACAUCAGCAACUUUUCCAAGGACCUGCUCAUCAAGAUCUGGAAUGAUCCUCUCUUCAAUGUGCAGGACAUCAAUAGCGCCCUCUACAGGAAGGUCAAGCUGCUCAAUCAAGUCCGGCUGCUGCGGGUUCAGCUGUACCACAUGAAGAACAUGUUUAAGACCUGCCGGCUGGCCAAAGAGCUUUUGGAUUCCUUUGACGUGGUUCCCGGCCACCUGACAGAGGAUCUCCACCUGUACUCACUGAAUGACCUGUCUGCGACCAAGAAGGGGGAACUGGGGCCCCGGCUGGCUGAGCUCACCAGAGCAGGAGUUGCACACGUAGAGAGAUGUAUGCUGUGCCAAGCCAAAGGCUUCAUCUGUGAGUUCUGCCAGAAUGAGGAUGAUGUCAUCUUUCCUUUUGAGCUCCAGAAGUGCAGGACCUGUGAAGAGUGUAAAGCGUGUUACCACAAAGCUUGCUUCAAGUCUGGAAGCUGCCCCCGGUGUGAGCGGCUGCAGGCCCGGCGGGAGUUGCUAGCCAAGCAGAGCCUGGAGUCCUACCUGUCUGACUAUGAGGAGGAACCCACAGAAGCCUUGGCUCUAGAGGCCACUGUCCUGGAGACCACUUGAGGAAUGCACCUGACCCUUUGUCUGAGGGGCUGCCUAGGGUCAAACGAUAUAGAACUGAGCCAUGCCUCCAAGAAAGGUGGUGAGGCCUUUAAAAAAUAUAUUGUCAUUUUUUUAUGACUUGUCUGCUGUCCAGGUGUAGGGCACCUUUAUUGGUUGGUGGGUCCAGUCUGUGGUGACAGAUAUCUGUGAGCACUGGGCAUUUCCGUCAGAACUGCCCCUUGGAGUGCCUCUUGUCAGGGGAAUGGACAGCAAGACCCAGUUCUUCUGACAUGCUUGGCCUGUUCUACGAGGCCCAGAUCUGGUUACAGCCGCAGCUCCAGGAUCAUUCCCACUCUGACUUAGCACCCUAGCUCCUGAGCCAGGCCCUUCUCAGCCGAUGCUCUUCUCCUUGGCUGAAACAGGAGAAUGGAGUUUCCCUGUCCCGGUCCUGAAAGAGAACAAGACUGUGCCCUGAGGCAUGGGAGAGAAUGGGCUACGUGGCGGGCAUUCUGUCCGACUGACUUAGGCAUUUGGGGGUCGGGUAAGAACAUUAUUGCCCCAGAAUCCUUAGAGACCUCAAGGAGGCAAGCAUGACUUCCCUGUUUCAGGUGUUCCAGGCACAGGUGUACACAAGCUGGCUUGUGUACUCUGCUGGGCUUGAAGCAAAGAGCAGAACUGAACCUUAGGCCAGGCCUGUUCGUAGCCAGCACCACACGCAUAAGUGAGGCUGCAGUGGGUGCCUAAGGAGCCUUUAUUGGGAUACAGGUUAAUGGGCGCCUCUUGGGUGUUCGGGCUGUCAGUAAUCAGCUUGAGUGCAGGUGUGUUUCCAGCUCAGGCAAGGAUAAAAACCCCACCCACCAUCCUAAUGUGGGUCCCUUACUGCUCUGUAUGGUUCUAAGCAGAGGCAUGACCCCACUGUACUCUCCGCCCCCUCCCCCCAGCAGAGCUGGGCCCUCCCUCUGGCUCAUCUCUUGCCUUAGUUUCUUUUCUCACUUAGUAGCUUUAGAGAACUCGACAGUGUGUGAAUGUUUCUGUUUGCUCAGAGUAACAGGAGCCUUUAUGCCGUUUAUGCACUUAACUCCUCGGUAAUAUAUGUUGGACCAUCUAUUUCAUGUUACUGAAUUUAAUACACUCCUCCCCCAUCACUUAAUGUGCUUUCCCUGGGGUUUUCUAGACUAGGCCAGACACAUCUGUUGGGUGUUUGAACUGCCGCAGCAUCUGACUUCUGUGAACACUGGCCAGGGUUGCAUCUCAGAGCCCGGUGUUCUGGGAGCUGCUGUCCACAGUGCUUUUGUUCUAGAACUGACUUCUUCCGUGAACCUGUCUUCCUGUAUUGGUUGCUAGUGAGAUAACUGGCCCAGGCACUGGCCCAGGAACUCAAAUAAAUUUGCACAUGGUUGGUAGAAGCUGACAGGUCCUGCGCUCAAGGGAACAAGGGGUCUCCCAGAGAGACAGAAGGGAUGUUGACGUGACAGCCACACAGCUCUAGCAGAGCAAGAAGCACAUGGCAGAACUGGGCCGUGGCACCGUUCCUCUGCCUCACAUGGGAACUGACAGCAGCACUGGGCUGGGUGACUCGGACUGUUGGCUCAGUUGAGACAGAAAGCCGAGACUGUUUCGAAGGGCUGAUCAGGAAUCUCCCUUCCUUAAGGAGAUUUAGGAAUGAUCCCUUCAAACUCAAGUGUCACCAAGUCAGCCCUCGGAUUCAGACUCUGGCUCCAGUUCCAGUUUGUGGCUGACUUCCCGUUCAGCUGCUCACUUCAGGUCACCACUGCCGCCCAGGCUUCACAUCCACACGGGUUCCAGCUGACCUCAGUGUCCCCACGUCCCCAGCCCGUUCCUCUGGAUCACGUCUCUUAGUGCUCCUGAUUCUGUGCUGUCGUUACCGUCCAAGUACACACGUUUAUUUAUUUGGGAGUGGGGGAGACGGGAGGCUACAAAAGCACUUUGUCACGUAGCUGUAUGAGAGAGUCCCCACUGCGCGGAUUCUGAACACACUGAAGAGCGAGGUGGGAGGGGAGCACCCUCUGUACAAAGGGAAGCAUUUGCUCCUGAGCUGGAGACAAGCUCCGAGGCACUCGGUUGUGGAAGCCCAGCCUCUGCACUUGGGCUCUUACCAGCUUCCUCAACCAAACUAACAGAAAGGGAGCGAGAGUCGGAAUAAAAACAUCCGUUUGUGUACAGCUUGUGUUUUGAACUGGAUUUUCACCUGCUGUAAUGUGUGCACAUCCUAACCAUUCAUGGUCAUCUAAUAAACUAAGGAAAUUAAA